Castor canadensis (American beaver) is the source of this 4239-nucleotide messenger RNA. RefSeq names its product ATM interactor (gene Atmin). Lineage: Eukaryota; Metazoa; Chordata; Mammalia; Rodentia; Castoridae. The record is from RefSeq and is a predicted model, not a curated record. Gene Ontology annotation, biological process: positive regulation of transcription by RNA polymerase II. Gene Ontology annotation, molecular function: transcription cis-regulatory region binding; DNA-binding transcription factor activity, RNA polymerase II-specific. Gene Ontology annotation, cellular component: nucleus.
UGCGGGAGCCAUGGCGGCAUCGGAGGCGGCGGCGGCGGCGGGGUCCGCGGCUCCGGCGGCAGCUGCCCCGACUGUCCCGGAGGCCGCGAGGGGAGCCGCCGCCGCCGCCUCGGGGCCAUGGGGACCUCCGGGACCCCGGCUGAGAGGUAGCCGCCCGCGACCCACGGCGUCGAGGCAGCAGCCCGCGGCCCCGGCGCCGCCGGCCCGGGAGCUGAUCCAGCCGUCGGUAAGCGAGUUGUCCCGGGCCGUGCGGACCAACAUCCUGUGCACCGUGCGCGGCUGCGGCAAGAUCCUGCCCAACAGCCCCGCGCUCAACAUGCACCUGGUCAAGAGCCACCGCCUGCAGGAUGGCAUAGUAAAUCCAACAAUAAGAAAAGAUUUGAAAACCAUACCAAAAUUCUACUGUUGUCCAAUUGAAGGAUGUCCUAGAGGCCCUGAAAGGCCAUUUUCUCAGUUUUCUCUUGUAAAACAGCACUUCAUGAAGAUGCAUGCCGAGAAGAAGCAUAAAUGCAGCAAGUGCAGCAAUUCCUAUGGCACCGAGUGGGACUUGAAAAGACACGCAGAGGACUGUGGCAAGACCUUCCAGUGCACGUGUGGCUGUCCCUAUGCCAGCAGAACAGCAUUGCAGUCUCACAUCUACCGAACUGGCCACGAGAUCCCUGCAGAACACAGGGAUCCACCUAGUAAAAAAAGGAAAAUGGAAAACUACCUGCAAAGCCAGAAAUUGUCCAAGAAAACUAGUGAAUCCUUGAGCAACCAACCAGUGCCUCAGCCAGACCCUCAAGAACUAAAACCUUCAGAGAGAAAACUAGUAGCUUCUUUUGAAGACUCUUGCAGCUCUAGUGCCAGGAAGCAGAGUGUCACGACACCUCCUAGAUACCCUCAGAAGUUGCUUUUACCAAAGCCCAGAGUGGCUCUGGUCAAACUUCCGGUCAUGCAGUUUUCUCCCAUGCCUGUCUUUGUGCCUACAGCCGACUCUUCGGCCCAGCCAGUGGUGUUAGGUGUGGAUCAGGGCUCCUCGGCAGGUGCUGUGCACUUAGUGCCCUUGUCAGUAGGAACCCUGAUCCUUGGUCUGGAUUCAGAGGCUUGCUCUCUGAAGGAGAGCCUACCUCUCUCAAAAAUUAUCAGUCCUGUUACCGAGCCUGUUAGUACAGGUGUUCAAGUGAACUUAGGUAAAAGUCCAUCUCAUCCUUUGCAAGAACUAGGAAACACAUGUCAAAAGAACAGCAUUUCUUCAAUCAACAUACAGACGGAUCUGACCUAUGCCUCACCAGACUUGAUACCUUCUGCUCAGUGGCUUGGCCCCGACUCCUCUGUGUCGUCCUGUUCCCAGACUGAUCUGUCCUUUGAUUCUCAAGUGUCUCUCCCCAUUAGUGUUCACACCCAGACGUUUCUGCCCAGCUCUAAGGUAACUUCGUCCAUAGCUGCUCAGACCGAUGGGUUUAUAGACACCUGUUUCCAGCCAGGUGGGAUCUCCAGAGAAACCCAAACCAGUGGGAUGCAAAGCCCCACAGAUGCUCAAGUACCGAUGGACCAAGCUGGAAUGUGCAGAGACAUUUUUGAGAGUGUGCACUCAUCAUAUGAUGUUCAAACAGACAAUAUCAUAAGUAGCAGUCUAGCAGCAGAGACAGUGACUCACGGUUUGUUACCUCAGAAUGACCCUAAGACUUUAAAUCAAGAUAUGGAGAAAUCUGCACCCAUUUUAAACUUCAGUGCACAGAACAUGACAGAUAACCAGACCCAAACCAUAGAUUUACUCAGUGACUUAGAAAACAUCUUGUCAAGUAACCUUCCUGGUCAGACACUGGAUAACCGGAGUCUUUUGUCUGACACAAAUCCUGGGCCUGACACCCAGCUCCCAUCUGGCCCAGCCCAAAAUCCCGGGAUAGAUUUUGAUAUUGAAGAGUUCUUUUCAGCCUCAAAUAUCCAGACUCAGACUGAAGAGAGUGAACUUAGCAGCAUGAACACUGAGCCAGUCUUGGAAUCACUGGACAUAGAGACCCAGACCGACUUCUUACUCGCAGACCCCUCUGCUCAGACCUAUGGGUGCAGGGGGAGUUCGAACUUCUUAGGCCUGGAGAUGUUUGACACACAGACACAAACAGACUUAAACUUCUUCUUAGACAGUAGCCCUCCUCUGCCCCUAGGCAGCAUUCUGAAACACUCCAGCUUCUCCAUGAGCACUGAUUCAUCUGACACAGAGACGCAAACCGAAGGAACCUCCGCCACUAGACACACACCUGCUUUAGAGAGCAAGGUUCAGUUGAACAGUGCAGAGACACAGACCAUGCGUUCUGGCUUUGAAGCCCUGGGAAGCUUGUUCUUCACCAGCAAUGAAACUCAGACAGCGAUGGAUGACUUUCUUUUGGCUGAUUUGGCCUGGAACACGAUGGAGUCUCAGUUCAGCUCUGUAGAAACUCAGACAUGUGCCGAGCUGCACACAGUCUCCAACUUCUGAAGGUGGAGUCCACACUGCGACAGUAUCUGCUGCUCCCUUAUGGAUUUAGAACACGGCACAGGGACAACAGUGCUGGCUAUGGAAUGUAUUAGGUGAUGUGGCUGUUUAUCCUCUGUGGGUCUUUGCCUUUUGUACUUGUAAACAUGAAAUCUGUGUAUAAAUGUGAGUGUAUAUAAAGUGUAAGUUGACCUAAAAACAAAUGUGUGGCCUACAUUUGCUCCUUCACAACUAGUCUUUCCAUCUUUUUUUUUUUUAAAUUUCACAGCUAUAAAACCCAUACAGCCAUUUAGCUGAAGCCAGGCUUUCCAGGUACGAGAGUGCAAACUUAAACCUUCAAAAUGUUUUAGUGAAGUGUAAUACACUUAAACUGCACCUAAAACACUUCAGCCGAUGAUGCCUCUGUGGUUGGAGACUCCUGCUCAGCAGCUGCGUCUGCUUUGCUGUCUCACACAAGGGAAACUGCAGCUCGCUUUAGAUUUUGCUGGUUAUCGUGUGGUCACUGUCAUCCCUGCUCUCACGGGCUGUUACUGCUGCCAGCAUGAGUGUACAGUCCUUACUCAGUUUGUUGCUGCAAAGUUGCUGCCUAGCAAAAGAGCUAUAAGCACUUAGUGUAAAUAGCCAUCCUUCUAGUACAAGUGAGGCAUCGAAACCACAGGAACCUAAGUGGUGAAAUCAUGCCUAUUUCUUUGAAAAGAAAACUUUCCUCUGCUUUCCACCACCAUCGAUCCAGAAGACGUCUGAUCAAAUGUGUGCGUUUCCCCAUGCCAGCCGGCAGCCAGUUCUGCAGCAGACACCCAGCUUGGUGUCUUCUGGUGCCAGGCAGUUCUGACAGUGCCUGGAGUCCAGGCCUCCAGAGCCUCUAACCAGCUAGAAAUUGGGAAUCCCGUGACCCCUUCCUUGCGGUCAGUUAAUUUGUUAGCUCAUCUCACAGAACUCAGGGAAGCAGUGUUACUGCAGAGGACACAGAUGAAAAGACAGGGUGAGGUGCGUGGGAAGGGUCGCAGGCCUCCACACCCUCUCCUGGCACAUCACCUUCCUGGAACCACCACGUAUAUGUUCAGCUAUCUAGAAUGCUCGAAAGUCCUUUGGGUCUGGGGGGAGAAAUGACCCAAACAUUGUAUGCACAUAUGAAUAAAAGAAAAAAGUCCUUUGGGCUUUUAAUAGGAGCUUCAGUAAAUGGGCAUGAUUGAUUAAUCACUGGUGACUAACAACCUUCAACUCUUCUCCCCUCCCUGAAGGUUGGUGGGAAAGUGAGGUGGAAAAUGUCCCUAACCCUCUAAGCAUGCCUUGGUCUCUUCUGUGACCAGUCCCCAUCCUGAAGCUACCUAGGGGCUACCAGCCACCAGUGAUCCCAUUAGCAUGUGAACAAAACACUGUGGCAUUACAAGAUAUUAGGAGCUGUGUGCCAGGCAGGAAGACCAAAUAUAUAUUUCACAUUGUUAACGUCUGUUUGCAGUUGUCCUUCCUGCUCUCCACAGCAGGCCAGAGUGGGGCUCCAGAGCAGACUCCAUAGCAAACCCAGGCUGUGUACAAGUUUGUCUCUCUAAAGUGUUAAAAAUGACCAGUUGGGGAGAGGAAAGGACUUUCCUGCCUUCCCCCAUUUCAGUACUUUUCACUUCUAAGCUUGAUAGGGCAAGUAGUUUUAAUUACUUUAAAGAAUUUUAAAGUGACCUUUCCCUUCAGUAAGAAACACUUUGGUCCGGCAAGGAUGUUAUUUGUGCUUUGAGGCUAACAAAUAUGGAAUAGAUUCAUGUAAAGUGUGAUAUUCUGCAUUUUGUUGC